AUGGGGCGUUCUAGGGGCCUUUCUAAUGCUACUGAUGUGUCCUCAGUGCCUGAUCAAGACCAGGAACUGGGGAGCAUGUACGAUUACCUGGCCAAGGUGAUCCUACUAGGCCCUAGUGGCGCAGGAAAAUCCUGGCGAGUGUUGUCAUCACAAACUAUCGGAGUGGAGUUUUCAUCUCGAAUCGUCAAGCUAGGCACUGGGUCUAGACGCAGACGCAUCAAACUCCAGCUCUGGGAUACUGCGGGCACUGAACGCUUCCGAUCCGUAUCGCGAUCCUACUACCGGGGUGCAGCUGGCGCUAUUUUAAUCUACGAUGUCGCCUCCUAUCCAUCCUUCGCCGCCCUCCCGACCUUUCUCAUGGAUGCGCGGGCGCUAGCAUCCCCAAAUCUGACUGUCAUGCUCGCAGGAAACAAGGCAGAUUUGACCGACGAAUCACCCGACAGCGCCGAUGAUUUCCUGCGUGCCCCACCUACCCCGUCCAGUACUUCGAGUAAACAAUCUUCAUUACCUUUCGAUGCUAGUGCUUCCGUGCGCUCGGGUCACUAUUUGGGCCCGGGGACGCGACAGACAGCCACAUAUGCCGAGGGUCGGGAAAUCAGCCGAGAAAUGAGCUCGCGCUGGGCGGCGCAAUCCAAUAUACCGGUCGCGGUGGAAAUCUCGGCCCUGACAGGCGAAGGUGUCGAAGAGGUAUUUCACCGACUCGCUCGCAUUAUUCUUACCAAGAUUGAGCUUGGAGAGAUCGACCCGGAUGAUCCCCAGAGCGGUAUCCAAUACGGAGAUGGUGGUCUCUAUGGUCAUGGUACCAGCGAUACCUCGAGCAUUCAUAGCCGAACAACCUUGGGCGAUAACGACGUACCCCUUCAUCGUUCGCGACGACGUAGAGGUGGCGCAUCCCAAGGCUGGAAGGGCGGCAUGAGAGAAUGGGAAGAUGUGUUUCGACUGGAUGGUCCAUCACGGAGAAACCAAGGUUGUUGUUGA
This is a messenger RNA of Penicillium taxi, 978 nucleotides long. RefSeq names its product putative Ras family GTPase (Rab4b). Bases 1 to 978 code for a protein of 325 amino acids. The record is from RefSeq and is a predicted model, not a curated record. Gene Ontology annotation, molecular function: GTPase activity; GTP binding. Gene Ontology annotation, biological process: regulation of endocytosis. Gene Ontology annotation, cellular component: endosome. The transcript has 4 exons. Lineage: Eukaryota; Fungi; Ascomycota; Eurotiomycetes; Eurotiales; Aspergillaceae.